AUGGAGUUUCGUCAGCAUUUAUCAGAUUCCCUAAAUGAAAUAACUGAAUAUAUACAAGAAGGCGGAAAUCGUGGAGGUGAUUCAGAGAAUACUGUUUUAAGACUGGAGGUUCUUUACGAGGCAGCGUUGAUCAAUGGGGACAUUCCUUUAGAUGCGGUUGACUUAAUCAAUCAAGCUCGUACACACCUGAACGUAAACUUGCAUCAACAAGAGCCUUUUCGUGGGUAUGAAGCACCAGCAGUGAGUGAGGCAGGUCGCCGAGGAAGACCUAAGUUUGCGAUUUCCGAGAAGCAGCUGCUAUUUUUCAGAGGUAAGGAGGAAAAAGUGCUUUUACCAUUUUCAGGUUGAAAAUUUGAAAUGAAAAUAAGGUAGACACAUUUGAAACUAUCCAUAUAUGCCCCAUAUGAAGUGAGUGCUUUUUUUUUCGAGUUGAUAGGUUUCGCCAAACCACGUUUUUUGGUUAAUUCAUAACAUCUUUAGUGAGUUCACCUUUUGAAGGUUUCAUUCAAUUUUCAGUGUAAACUAUCUGCUCUCAAAGGACUGUGUUUUCUUUUAUGAACACUAGUUAUCUUUUUGUUAGAGAACAACUUCACGUAUAAAGACAUGGCUCUAAUGCUUGGGGUUAGCAAGCGAACUAUUGAAAACCGUAUGGCCGAGUACGAGUUGACGAACAAGUCCCGCUACACUGACAUAGAGGACGAUUUCCUGGAUUCUUUAAUCCAGCGUAUCAUGACAAAUUUCCCUAGAUCGGGUAAGUAAGUCUUCAUAAAAAUUUUGAGGCUGUGGCCGGUCAUGUUCAGUCAAAAAAUUAAGAUUUUUUUGCCCUUAGCUUGGUAAAAAGAGUUUGAGAACCAGUACAUAAUGACGCAACAAUUUAUUCCUCUGGAACUAGACAUGAUAAACAUCUGAAUUGGGAAAUUUUCUCGUUUGCCUUUAUUUCUUUCAGAUUCCAUAAAUUAAUUAAACCUUUUCGGCCGAUACGCGUUAUUGCUUGAACACCUCAAGAAACGUAGACAUUAUCACACUUGGCAAACGCAAACAUGCUUCUUUUAGCAUAGACGUACACUCGAGACCGUUUCUGAAAAUCCCGUAUGCUGUUCUCUUCCAGUAUAUUGAUUCAAAACGUAAUCAACUUACAGGCAAGAGCUUUUAAGCCCGCCGUAGUGUUUACACAAAAUUUUGCAUAUCAGAAACACACUUUGUAUCCUCUAAACAGAGAAGUCAAGAAAGCACGACAAGUGGCAUUAACUUCACUACUGUGUCACAGGGUGCUCGAAAUUAAAACCCUUAUUUUUUUUACAGGUUGCAAAACAAUCGAGGGUUACCUUGUUUCGCAAGGUGUACAUGUGCAGAGGUGGAGACUAAGGAGUGCCAUAAAGAGAGUCGAUCCCAUUGGCAGGAGGCUAAGGUCUAUGAAUGCCAUCCGUAGACGAGUGUAUAACGUAUGUUCCCCACUGGCCCUCUGGCAUAUGGACGGGAAUCACAAACUGAUGGUAGCUGUCACUUAUCUCAUUAUUUUGAUGACAUAA
Molecule: messenger RNA, 1529 nt
Organism: Pocillopora meandrina
Lineage: Eukaryota; Metazoa; Cnidaria; Anthozoa; Scleractinia; Pocilloporidae
Source: the annotation of a GenBank genome assembly